AUGAAAACUAGUCAAAAAAGAAGUGAAAAAAAAGAUCACACUAAUAAGAAAGAUAUUAGUAAUAUAAAAAAUAAUUUAAAUGUGUAUACAAAUGAAGACAAAAUGAGGAAUUUUAAAAAUAUACACGAAAGAAAUGAAGAAAGAAAAAGAUCUUCUAAUUUUCUUAUUUUAAAUGAUAAAAGUGAAUUUAAUAAUUAUAAACAUAACACUUCAAAAAGUUCUAUUUCCGAUGUAAGUGAUAGUUUGAUGUUAAACGAAAAACAAAAGGAAGGGGUCAACAAUAAUCUAAUUACAACUCUUAUACAAGAUAUAGAAAUAAGUAACUCAAAAUUGAAGAAGAAUUUUAAAACAGUGGAAAUAUUUUGUUCUGAAAAUAAUUUUUUAAACUCACAUGCUAAUGAAAUUAAUGAAAAUAUAAAUAAUAAUAUAAACAGUGAAAAUAUCAAUAUUAUUAUUUCCAAUAAUUCAAAUGAUAAAAAUAAUGAUUUAAUAAAUGAAAGUAUAAAUAAUGAAUUAAGUAAGAAAAAUAAUCUUAAUAAUAAAAAUAAUAGUAAUAUUUUUACAUACAGUGAUAAGCAAUGCAUGAAUAAUAAUUCUAUAAAUAAUAUAAUAGAAGAAGGAUAUUCCUUACCUUUAAACACUACUAACAAUAAUGAAAAAGAAAAAAAGAGAGAAUGUGAUGAUUUGAAUAAUCAAGAAACAAUGAAUAUACAGAACAACUCAAAAAUGGAUGAAUACAAAAUAAAUCAUGAAAAUGAUUUAUUGUGUAAUAUUUCUACUAAAUCACUUUCCUUAAAAAAUAAUUUAGAAGAAGAAAACAUUUUAAAAGUAGAUAAUGUAAAUGAAAAUGUUUCAAAUGAUAAUACCAAAAAUGAAAAUAUGUUUAGUGUUAAUGAUAUGAAUAUGAUUAAUUCAAAUGAAAAUAAUAUAAAUGAUAUAAUUCUAGGUGAAAGUAAUGUAAAUGGCCUAGUUCCAAAUGCAAAUAAUAUAAAUAUUAACACAGAAAGUGAGUAUUUUUCCAAUACGAAUAAUGAAAAUGGUACAUUAAAUAAUACUGCUAGAAGUAGGAAUUCAAAUGAAAACUAUUCAAAUUCUGAAGAAUUAGAUUAUUAUGUUUUAACAAUAGCAGAUUUGAGAAAUACUAACGAAAAUGAAAAUAAUGGAGAACAAGAACAUUUACCUGAACCCCGCUUUUUAAGUAAAAUGUUUGGUUAUGAAAUAAAACCUAAUUUUGAAGAAUAUAAUAUGAGUAAAAUAAUUAGAACAUCAUUAUUUAUACUUAUAAUUUUUAUUCUUUUUAGUAUUGAAUUUUCUUUGCUAUAUAAUAACAUUUUAAAAUUAAAAAUUGACAGUAAAUUAAUAUUAGUAGAAUCUCAUUAUAAUAAUAUGUUUUUAACCAAUUUUUUAUAUCAAUUUGAUGAAAAAGAGUUAAAUAAUUUAAUAGUAACAAAUGAUAUAAUUAAAGAAGAAAUAAAUAAUGGUAAUUUUAUGAUAUAUAAUAACUUAUGUAUACUAUUGAAAAAAUUAAGAGUAACUUGUAAUAAUUUAAUGGAUUACUACAAAGCAGACCAUGAAAAUAUAGAAAAAUUAUACGAAAACACAAUAAGAGCUUUUGAAGAAUUGCAGAGAAAAGAUAUAAUAGUUUAUAGAGUAAAUGAAUCUGUUUUUAUUCGGUGUAAUGACAUAACUACAAGAAAUCUUAAAAAUAACGAAAAUAAUAUAUUUUUAUUUGUGUUUUCAAAUAAAUACCUGAAAAUUAGUAAAUUAUUUUUAAUUUUAACUUUAUUUUUCUUUUUUGUUCGUAUUGCACUAAUUUUGUCUAGAAUUCUUUAUGAGUUUGUUUUGCUAUCUUGUUACAGAGAUUAUAAAUUGUCAUUAUCAUGUAAAAGGAUGUAUUUAGCUAAAUAUGUUUGGUCUGUUUGUACUAUAUUAAUCCUAGAAAUAAUAUUGGGUGAUGAUUGUAUUAUUUGGUGGUUACAUGACGUUGAUCCUCUUUUUAAUUAUCAUUUUCAAUAUUUUGUUUGGAUUAUUUCCUUAUUAUGCUUUUUAUCAUUUGUAUUCUGUAAAAUUCUAAGGAAAUAUAGUGAAGCACGUAAUCAUGAUUAUUCUAAUAUUUGUUUUUUACUUAAUUUUUUCCAUGAAUUUUUAUUUGGGGCAAAUAUUCUAUUUGCAUGUAUUUUCAUUUUAUUAAAUGUACAUAAAUCUGCAAUUAUUACUAUAAUUGUAACCGUUAUUGUUUUACUAAUUGACAUUUUAAAUGAUUCAUAUGUCCAACAAGCACAAGCAAUAAAUUCACAACCACAAAGAUCAAAUAGACCCCCCAAAAAAAAAUUUUAUGUAAUUGAAAAUAAAAAAAAAAGUGUAAAAGUGAUAACUUUAGUUCGCAUAAACGAACAUAUUUAUCGUGAAAUUGCGUCAGGCAAUUUAAGUAAAAGUAAUAAUAACAAAAAUAAAGACAGUUUUGAUUCAUAUAAAAUAGAUAAUACAAAAUGGUGGAACAAAAAAAGAAAGAUCUUUAACUUAAGAAAUAUCUUUAAUAAAAAAUAUUUAAGUAAAAAUAAAGAUUUUAAAAAGCCUAUGAGUAAUAAUAUUAACACAUGCAACAGUCACAAAUUAUAUGAUUUAAAUUCUUCUACAUUAGAAUACUGUGAAAUUUGUGAUGAAAGAAGCAAAAAUGUUGUUUUAUAUCCAUGUAUGCAUGGUGGUUUUUGUGAAACAUGUAUAAGAUCAUUGAUAAUAAAUUCUCUUAAAUCAAAAGAUGCCCUUCCUCAUUGUCCCUUCUGUAGAAAUAACAUUAAAAAUGUUUACAAAAUAUCAUAUGAAGAUGAACAACGAAAAGUUCAAGCUAAUACUAUAUUAACUAUUCAAACAAAAUGA
Molecule: messenger RNA, 2877 nt
Organism: Plasmodium relictum
Lineage: Eukaryota; Apicomplexa; Aconoidasida; Haemosporida; Plasmodiidae
Product: zinc finger protein, putative
Exons: 1
Coding region: 1-2877 (958 amino acids)
Biological process (GO): regulation of signaling; signal transduction
Cellular component (GO): plasma membrane; membrane raft
Molecular function (GO): ubiquitin protein ligase activity; SH3 domain binding
Source: RefSeq, a predicted model, not a curated record